AAGCCAUCAGCAAUCCUUAGCAUAGGGGCACACUCAUGCAUUCCUGUCAAGUCAUCUUGUGAAAGGCUGCCUGCUUCCAGCUUGGCUUGGAUGUGCAACCUUAAUAAAACUCACUGAGGUCUGGGAGAAAAUAGCAGAUCUGCCGCAGAUAGGGCAGAGGAAAGGGUCUAGAAUAUGUACACGCAGCUGACUCAGGCUCCACGCUGAACGGUUACACUGGGAGGAAACAAUAAAUCUCCGCUACUAUGCAAUAAAUAUCUCAAGUUUUAACGAAGGAAACUAUCAUUACAGUGAAAUAAAAAAAUAACAUUUUAGAACAAAGCUAACAAAUGGCUAGUUUUCUGUGAUUUUUCCAGCGUUUCCUUUGAAGGGGAAAAAGUCAAACAAGUAAGCAGUUUUACCUGAAAUAAAGAACUAGUUUAAAGGUCAGAAGAAAGGAGCAAGGUUUGCGAGAGGCACGGAAGGAGCGUCCGGGCAGUACAAUGACAGUUGUCCUUUCCUUUGCUUUCCUCGCUGCCAUUCUGACUCACAUAGGGUGCAGCAAUCAGCGCCGAAGUCCGGAAAACAGUGGGAGAAGAUACAACCGGAUUCAACAUGGGCAAUGCGCCUACACUUUCAUUCUUCCAGAACACGACGGGAACUGUCGUGAGAGUACGACAGACCAGUACAACACCAAUGCUCUGCAGAGAGAUGCUCCACACGUGGAACCGGAUUUCUCUUCCCAGAAACUUCAACAUCUGGAGCAUGUGAUGGAAAAUUAUACUCAGUGGCUGCAAAAACUUGAGAAUUACAUUGUGGAAAAUAUGAAGUCGGAGAUGGCCCAGAUACAGCAGAAUGCAGUUCAGAACCAUACGGCCACCAUGCUCGAGAUAGGAACCAGCCUCCUGUCCCAGACCGCAGAGCAGACCAGAAAGCUGACAGAUGUGGAGACCCAGGUUCUAAAUCAAACUUCUCGACUUGAAAUACAACUGCUGGAGAAUUCAUUAUCAACAUACAAACUAGAGAAGCAACUUCUUCAACAGACAAAUGAAAUCUUAAAGAUUCAUGAGAAAAACAGCUUAUUAGAACAUAAAAUCUUAGAAAUGGAGGGAAGGCACAAGGAAGAGCUGGAUACCUUAAAGGAAGAGAAAGAGAACCUUCAAGGCUUGGUUACUCGUCAAACAUUUAUAAUCCAGGAGCUGGAGAAGCAAUUAAACAGAGCCACCACCAACAACAGUGUCCUACAGAAACAGCAGCUGGAGCUGAUGGACACAGUCCACAACCUUGUCAACCUUUGCACUAAAGAAGAUAGAAGCCUUCUGCAAGAUUUUCAAAACCAUGAUGAGUUGGGUCAUGAUCCAAAAGUUUUACUAAAGGGAGGAAAAAGAGAGGAAGAUAAACCAUUUAGAGACUGUGCAGAUGUUUAUCAAGCUGGUUUUAAUAAAAGUGGAAUCUACACUAUUUAUAUUAAUAAUAUGCCAGAACCCAAAAAGGUAUUUUGCAAUAUGGAUCUUAAUGGAGGAGGUUGGACUGUAAUUCAACAUCGUGAAGAUGGAAGUCUGGAUUUCCAAAGAAGCUGGAAAGAAUAUAAAAUGGGUUUUGGAAAUCCCUCUGGUGAAUGUUGGCUGGGGAAUGAGUUUAUUUUUGCCAUAACCAGUCAGAGGCAGUACACACUAAGAAUUGAGCUGAUGGACUGGGAAGGAAACCGAGCCUAUUCACAGUACGACAGAUUCCACAUAGGAAACGAGAAGCAGAACUAUAGGUUGUAUUUAAAGGGUCACAGUGGGACAGCAGGAAAACAGAGCAGCCUGAUCUUACACGGCGCUGAUUUCAGCACUAAAGAUGCUGAUAAUGACAACUGUAUGUGCAAAUGUGCCCUCAUGCUAACAGGAGGCUGGUGGUUUGAUGCUUGUGGCCCCUCCAAUCUAAAUGGAAUGUUUUAUACCGCGGGACAAAACCAUGGAAAACUGAAUGGGAUUAAGUGGCACUACUUCAAAGGGCCCAGUUAUUCCUUACGUUCCACAACUAUGAUGAUUCGACCUUUGGAUUUUUGAAAGCACAAUGUUGGAAGCAAUAAUAACAGCAGCCCAAAAAUCUGGAGAAGCUAUCAGAUAAGAAACUGCUUGAAAACUUCUGAAGCAAACUAUAUUGUUUCCCUUCCUGCAUGAAGUGGUAGAAUGCAAAAUGGCCAAGGUUCUUGACUAUGGAUUUGGAGCCUUUUGAAUUCACCAAAAUCUCUACUUGGGUUUGCCGUGUUCAUGAGGCUUGACUGUAGAGAAUGCCACUCAUGCUGUUUCUAAAGGGAAGAAACUGCUCAGCUUGCUGUGCUUCAAACUACUACUGGAUUUUAUCUUUGAACUUUGGUAGUCAAGUGAUAAAUACAGUUUAUUUCAUGUGAAACUGUAAAAGAACAUGAAGAAUAGAAACAGACUACCAUACUUUUUUGGAAAAGAUGUAUUACACCCAUGAAAUGGUGUCGUAUCUAUGCAAACCUAACUACAAAUAAAUUUAUACUGUUGCACAAUUUUGAUAAAAGUUCAGAAAGAGCUGUGUUACUCUCUAAGUUGGUUAAAUGUUAAUGAAUUUCAGCUCAAUUCCAAUAAUACUUAAUAGUUGAUUUCAGUUAGCCUAUCUUCUAAUGUAAAUUUCAUUUUUGUAAGCCAUAACGAAUUGUAGUAAUUGGAGAAUGCCAGUGUGAAAUAGAAACACACCACAUUACUCUUUGAUUUUUUUUUUUUUUGGAUACUGUUUUCGGAAAAAAAUUAACAUAAUAAAGUAAGAGCAUACCAAGUUAAAAAAAGAAAAAAAUCUUAUCUCCCCAUGCUACAGUUUCCAUUUACUUCAAUAGCUGACUGAUUCAUAUAUAUUUAUAGUCUGAGUAAAGUUUAAAGAAUGUGAAAUAUAUCAUCAAGUUCUUGAAAUCAUAUACAUGCAUUUAAUAUUUUCCUUGAUAUUAUACAGGAAAGCAAUAUUUGGAAUGUAUUAAUUUGAAGUAAACUGGAGCAAUUCAUUUUACAGUAUUUUCCUGCAUGCUUAUCAUACAUGUAACUUCUUCAUUUUAAAAAAGGUUUUAGAUUUUCAUUUUUUCCAUUCUGUUAUUUCAUGCUAAUUUAAUUUUGCUGAUUAACUGAAACAAGCUUCAAAUUCACUCCAUUCAGUUCUAUAAAGAAUACACUUUAAAGUCUAAAAAAAAUAAAAGAAGAAUUAUGAAUAUCAUUGUACAUAACAUGUUUAUAUCUAAUAGUGGUUUAAUCUGGAAUAUGCAACAUUGUCCUUUAUUGAUGCAAAUAAACUCAAGAGUUCAAAGAAAUCUACCAGAUUGCUUAAUGAAAUAUAUUACUUUUCAUAUUUUUCUUCUUUAGGCCCUUUUUCCUUGGGCAAUUUCUAGUUUUAAAAAAUUAAUGUUAGCAGAGAAAAUGGGCAAGACCUCUGCAUUAUACAUAAGGGACACACACAAUCAUAGUUACUUAAGAAAAUUCUAAAUUAUAGCUGUUGUAAACCUUUUAAUAGAAAUAUUCCUAUGGGAUAAUCUAUUUACAUUAAUUUCUGGGCACAGAUUUUUGUGACAACUUGAAGUUAUUACAGUAUUUUAUCAAGAAGUGUUCUCUGCCUUUAAGUGUUCAAGGUUACAAUAAUGAACAGUUUUUAUGGAAACAUGAGUUUCUAUGAGAUGAGAAGUAGAAAUAGAUAAUGGAUUGCCUUUCUUAGAAAAGGAAAAACUUUUUUCAAGAUAGGAACACCAAUUUCAACAUGGCGACUUGAUCCAUUAUGCCUUACUGGUUGUUUUCUUCCCUCCAUGUUAGAGCAGAAAGUUAACCACAGUUUUUAGAAAAUAUUUUUUGACUUUUACCAUCAGGUCUCUUAUAUUUGUGUCUGUAUACAAACUUUCUUUUGUCUUACAAGUAUAUUUUUAGGUAUUACACAGUUUUUCUCUUCUUGGUGGCUCUUCAUAGCACUGUUACAUCCCACCCUCUAAAACUCUAUCCGUUAUUUUCAUUUAUGUGAAGAAAUGAGUGUUUAGUUCUUUGUGUUUGUGUUCCUACAGAUUUUUUAACAGUCCUUGGGCAAGGUAUAUUAUUUCCCAACUCAUAUUAUAAAAAUAAAAUAAUUAAAAAGCAUGAUCCUUACUGUUUUGUUAUCUGGGUUUGAAAAUAAAAUAUUUUUUCCAAUUAUUUAUAAUAAAGUGGUAUAAAAUAUUUUAUGACUCCAUAUGUGCAUUGUGUAAGGCCUAAUG
Molecule: messenger RNA, 4213 nt
Organism: Tupaia belangeri chinensis (Chinese tree shrew)
Lineage: Eukaryota; Metazoa; Chordata; Mammalia; Scandentia; Tupaiidae
Gene: ANGPT1
Product: angiopoietin 1
Exons: 10
Coding region: 483-2033 (516 amino acids)
Biological process (GO): blood coagulation
Source: RefSeq, a predicted model, not a curated record